GCAGCGACACGAGUAGGCCACCGGCGGCACCAGCAGCCACCACGGGUCAUCGGGGCGCGGCCAUGGUCCAGGCCUGCAGUGCUGGGCCGGGCCACCAGGCUGACUGGGACAUCAACGAUAGCCACGUGCCCAAGGUGAGCCACUUCGACGACUACCAGGAGUGGGCGGACGGCCACUGCCGCUACGUGUACCGGCCCGACUGCGAGGAGGCCCGGAGGCACGCGUCGGGCUGGGCCAUGCGCAACACCAACAACCACAACGUGCACAUCCUCAAGAAGUCCUGCCUGGGCGUGCUCGUGUGCAGCCUGCGGUGCGCGUCCGAAGGUGGACACCGCGUCCACCUGAGGCCCGCCAUUUGCGACAAGGCGCGCAAGAAGCAGCAGGGCAAACCAUGUCCAAACCGUCGCUGCCCUGGCCGGCUAGAGGUGCAGCCGUGUCGAGGCCACUGCGGAUACCCGGUGACACACUUCUGGCGCCACACUGAACAGGCGGUGUUCUUCCAGGCUAAGGGUCUGCACGACCACCCGCCACCCGAACCCAAAGCGACCGCCGAGGCUCGCCGAGCGCUCAGGGCAAAGCGCGCGGGACUCCCCGAGUCCACCAAGGUUCAGCGCUCGGCGAGGGAAUGGCGCGGCCCGCUGGACGGGCUGCUCAAGGUCCCCAGGCCGGAGACCGCUGUACAACCAUUCUUUCACCGGCAGACCGCUCCGAUUGUGACGUCACCCGUGGCUCCGGGAGCUGGAAGCACCGGACCAGCGGCUAGCGUGUGGCAGUGUUCGUGCCCUCCAUUCGAGUGCCUCUGCGGAGUCUCUACGGCUACGGCAGCGACUACGGUGGCUUCGACGCCAGACUACCGACAGGCGCCAGACCCGUGCAGCAUGGCCACCAUGAUGUCUUCGGCCAUCGAGAUGCACGCUGACACUGUCUUCCAGGUCAUCGACAAGAUCCUCUCGGUCGAUGGCAGGCCACCAGAAAGUCGCCACUGCAGACAACCGCCUGACGCUCCGCAGCCACCGCAAGCACCCACCGAAUCCGGAGAGGAGGACUACGUACUGACGUCGCUGGACGACCCGGAUAUUUCACAGAGGUUCUUCGCCGCCAUCGACAAUAUUCUGCAGGAUUACAGCGGCGGUGGCGGCACGGAACACGCUGCCGGUGCGCAGCACCCGUCGAUGGCUAUGACAGUGAGCCACGGCGGUGCAGUCAGGGUCAGGGAUCCGUCGUCCUCCUCAGACUGCUUGCAGCACCACCAUCACCACCACCCGCGGCCACCCUUCUGGCCGCCGCCUCACACCACCGGUUAUCCGAGCUCGCAGCUACAGUGACAGCGACCUCCUGCAUCUGCCCGGAUUUCGCACUCUACCCGUGAAUCCCGUCCUCGUCCACCUCUCUUGUCAGUCAGCAGCGCCUGUAAUAGUGCGCCUCAGUAAAGAUGCGUUAAG
This is a messenger RNA of Rhipicephalus sanguineus (brown dog tick), 1442 nucleotides long. Its product is annotated as transcription factor glial cells missing 2. Gene Ontology annotation, molecular function: RNA polymerase II cis-regulatory region sequence-specific DNA binding; DNA-binding transcription activator activity, RNA polymerase II-specific. The coding region runs from base 63 to 1325 and encodes 420 amino acids. The record is from RefSeq and is a predicted model, not a curated record. NCBI's taxonomy places the organism in Eukaryota, Metazoa, Arthropoda, Arachnida, Ixodida, Ixodidae. Gene Ontology annotation, cellular component: nucleus. Gene Ontology annotation, biological process: regulation of transcription by RNA polymerase II; gliogenesis. The transcript is spliced from 8 exons.